UUUCCUUGCGAAUAGACGUCGCUAGUCGGCCGCGUAAGGUGUAUUUUUGGUACGGGAGAUUUUCCGUUUGUUUUCAACUUUAAAAGUCUCAUUUUUGGCUUUUUUUAACCGUUAUCAUCAGUUAUUUUGCGGGAGAACAUACAUUAGUUUGAACUUUGGCCCUCAACAAACAAUUUGGCUCUGUUUAUUGCAUUUGAAAUGCCCUUUGACGUCUGACGUGUUUUGAUUUCGGUGAAAAGAAAUUGAUGGAGGAUGAAACGAGUGUAAUGCAUCAAGCAAUAGUGGAUUUCUUCGUUUAAAAGCAUUUAUUGAAUUUUCUCGAGUUGGUCGGGGAAUUUGGUUUUGAAUCCCGUACAUAAUUGUGUUUUUCUUUUCAUUGUGCAUUCAAGUGUAUAAAAAAGUGGAUUGCAGAAAAGAAAUUUCGUUACACUGCAAAAAAGUGGAAACGUAAAUUAAUGAAGGUGCUGAUUUUGCUCCAUUGAAGGCUUUUCGAGUGAAAAUUUGAGCGUGCAAAGUGAAGGAGUUUACUACUGUUGGAAAAAGAUUUCGGAGUGAGCCACAACCGACCGUGCAGUGAAAUAAGUAAGCUGUCAAAAUGAAUAAAUCCUGCGCCCGGUGCCAGAAAGUGGUCUAUCCCAUCGAGGAACUCAAGUGUCUGGAUAAGACAUGGCACAAAACAUGUUUCAAAUGUCAUGAAUGUGGCAUGACACUAAACAUGAAAACAUACAAAGGUUUCAACAAACUUCCAUACUGUGAAGCACACAUCCCAAAAGCCAAAGCCACCACAAUUGCAGAGACUCCGGAAUUGAAACGGAUAGCGGAGAACACCAAAAUUCAGUCCAAUGUCAAAUAUCAUGCGGAUUUCGAAAAGCAGAAAGGGAAGGUCACUCAGGUCGCUGAUGAUCCCGAAACACUGCGAAUCAAGCAAAACACGAAAAACAUUUCCAACGUAGCCUACCACGGGGACUUACAGAAGAAAGCUGCCAUGGAAAGACAAAGAGAAUGUACAGAAAUUAUCGAUAGUAAAGACAAUAACGAGUUGGAAUCGGAAUACUUUUCCGAGCAAUUGGCAGCCGAAUCGCUUCCCCAUUAUCAACCACCUCCCCCACCACCGGUUGUGGCACCAGCAUCACACUCGUUGUCCCAGGCCUCGAUGACCGGCUCGUCUUCGUCAUUAUCGUCAAUGGGUCCCAGCGCAACUGCCGCUGCCAAUCCGACAGCUGCCGUAUCACAGCAGGCACAAAUAACUCCGACCUCAACGCUUACCAAGCACAAUCUGAGCAACCUAAAUCAGGCUCAAAACAACUAUCAACCAUCACAGGUGUACCAAGUGACCAACAAUAACUACAGCAAAGCGGGUUAUGGUGGCGCCCAGGUUCCUCCGCAACCUUACCAACAAGCUCCUACUCAGCCGCAGUCCAACCACUACCAUCACAAUAGCAAUAGUAGCAGCAACAGUAGCACUCAUGCAAAUGAUUUGGUGCGUCAAACAGUGCUGCAAAGCUCGCAAGCUCCUUCGGGAGGAAUGAUGAACAAUCAAAAGUAUUAUGACCCAUACGAUAAUUAUGCUCGGCCAAACCCGAAUGCCGCUAUGGUAAACAAUAACAACAACUACAACGCUCACUAUCAUCAUAGUCAGCAGCAAGCUGGAGUUGCUGGAGGUGGUGGGGGCGGCAGCGACCGAAGCAAUGGCUCUGCUCACAAUUACCACCAUAUGCAACAUCAUCACGCGCAACAUCACCAGCAAGGUGAUGGCGGUUAUACCCACUCGCAACAGCAACAACAUCAACGAUACAACGGACAGCAACAGCAACAAUACGCACAGCAACAAUAUCAAUAUAAUAACGGUAAUGUGGUCAACGCCAAUGGAGGCAACAUUGGCAAGAUUGCCGACUACGAUCCGCUAACUGAUGGACCGAGGAACGUUCCACAGCCGAACCGACAGAGUGCGACACUGAUCUACAGUUCCGGAAGCCUAAAUGCGAAUAACAACCGAAGAAUUGGAUCUGUAAAUGACAUCGAUCCGGUGAAUGGUUACUAUGGCUCAAUUGCAUCGGAAACCCAACAACAGCAGCAACAACAACAACAACAACAACAACAACAGCAGCACAAUGCCAUGUACCAUCAUCAACAUCAACAUCACCAGCAACAACAACAACAGCUGUAUCAACAACAACAGCAGCAGCAGCAACAACAACAACAGAGACAAUCGCACCUUCAACAACAACAACAACAACAACAACAAGCACAGUCACAAUACAUUCAACCACCUCAACAGUUCAGUGCUCCAACGUCAACUCCGGUUGCGAAACCUAUGGGUAAAGUGCGUGUGUACCGAGCACUGUACGACUAUGAGGCCCAGGAUAGUGACGAGGUUGGCUUCACCGAGGGUGAUCUGAUCAUCGAAGUGAACUCGAUCGAUUCCGGCUGGAUGACGGGACGAGUAGAGCGAACGGGCCAAACCGGUAUGCUACCAGCAAACUACGUCGAAUUGGUCAAAAUAUAAGUCAAUCCGAUCGUUGUUGCAAUGUCCUCGUAAGCACAUCUAGAUCGAAGGUAACGCGUAGGUACCAGACGAUGAUCGGCGAGACCUGAAAUGUCAAGAAUACGACGCAUUCGGAAUAAUGAUGAUGCAGAAUUUUGCGAUUACAAUAUUACCAAUCUUAUAGUUUCCUUGUCUAGUGUAAAAAGAAGAAAAAAAAUGAGCUAAUUUAAAUUACUCUACAACUAAUUUACGAUACAUAGUGGGAAAAAUUGCGGACAGCAUAUGUUUUUAAUUUUAUUUUCUUGUUAUUAUUUUGAUAUUCGCGUUAUUUUCUUAAACAAUCAAAUAUAAAGUCAUUUUCAGCGAAAGGUGCUGAAUUUAUUUUAGCGAGUCUAAAGGCGGCUUAAUAUUGUUGAAUUAAAACGAAUGUUAUAAAACCAACUAACUUUGCAGCAUUUAUUGAUACUGUAAACAUUCUCAGUCUAUACAUGUAUUCGUCAGUAAAUUCGAAUAGAUUCGCAUAGCACUAGUAUAUUCGCAAAAUACCGUAUUAUUCGACUGGAGUAACUUACAGGAGACUAAGUAGAAUCGUGCCUUUGUUUAACGUAAUGUAACUCCCUUUUGGAUGCAAUUUUUAUAGUAGCAAUUAUACAGGUUUUUUAGAAAAAGGCUAAACAAAAUUGAACGUCAUUUAAGAUAUGAGCUUCCGUUUGUUGUAUACAGAUUCUGUGAUAGAUGAAUGUGUAUUCAAAAAAUAUCUUUCGGCCUAUAAUUCUCUAUUACAAUUUCCAUUGGCUCAGUUAAGGACAUUCAAGCAAAUAAAAUUUUACAACUUCCACAUAGAAAUAUCUAGUGAUUGUUUGUGUCAUUCGUUUAAUUCAGCAUACUAAUUGUUAAUAAUAGCAAACAAGAACGAAGUAAAAAUUUACUUGCUAGUUUUAGACACAAUCGUAUGGCAACACGCAAAUUUACUACGUACAUAUACACACAUUUGAAUAUAUUUUACUCCUUUUCAAGCAAGCUAAUUUAUAAUAUAACAACCCAAGUCAAUAAGCAACACAUAUACAAGUGCUACUGUUAGACAAGCAAGGAAAAUGUUGUAACUCUAGGAAUAAUACUGGAGAGAAAAUCAAAGAGCUAAAAUCAAACUCUCUGUU
Molecule: messenger RNA, 3642 nt
Organism: Sabethes cyaneus
Lineage: Eukaryota; Metazoa; Arthropoda; Insecta; Diptera; Culicidae
Product: LIM and SH3 domain protein Lasp
Exons: 7
Coding region: 596-2506 (636 amino acids)
Cellular component (GO): focal adhesion
Molecular function (GO): actin filament binding
Source: RefSeq, a predicted model, not a curated record